Achroia grisella is the source of this 3953-nucleotide messenger RNA. RefSeq names its product activating transcription factor 7-interacting protein 1 (gene wde). The coding region runs from base 131 to 3397 and encodes 1088 amino acids. Gene Ontology annotation, biological process: regulation of DNA-templated transcription. Gene Ontology annotation, cellular component: nucleus; transcription regulator complex. The transcript has 4 exons. NCBI's taxonomy places the organism in Eukaryota, Metazoa, Arthropoda, Insecta, Lepidoptera, Pyralidae. The record is from RefSeq and is a predicted model, not a curated record. Gene Ontology annotation, molecular function: protein binding; transcription coregulator activity.
GAACCGCGUAACAGAGUACUCGUAUCGUACAAUUAAAAAUCUUCUCGGUUAUUCUUCUUCUUCUGGAAUCUCUUGCUCAAUCAUAUUCGAUGUACUACCUCUUCUGAUGUCACAAGGGACAUGAUUUACAAUGCAAUUAAUAUUAGAUCUUGAACCCACUACAGACAUUAAGAGAAACAUGUCAAAUCUAGAUCAAGAAUCUCUGAUUGAAAAACUUGACAAUGUUAUACAGGAUCUUAAAGAUGGUUUUUGUAACAAUGGUAACAAAGAAAAUAUACAGACACAGGGCAAUGUGAUAGUUGAUGAUGAUAAAUCUAAUGGUAACAACAUUGUUUUAACACAAUCACCAUUAAGCAAUGAUAGCACAGAUACAAAAGAUGUAUCACAAAUUGCUGAGGAAAAAUCUAGUAUUAUGGAUGACAAAUUAGAAAAUGAAGAAGAAUCGAAAUCUGUUAUUACAAAGGAAAAUAAUGAUUCCAACAGUGAAAGUAAUGAAAUACUUCUCGAAAAGGAAACCAAAAUACAUGCAAAUGAGAAAGAAAAUUUAGUUAUUAAUGAGACAUUAGAAGAUAAACCAGUAGAGCAUGUAAAUAAAGAACAAGUGGUAAAUAAUUCCGAAAAUUAUGAAUCCACAAACAUUGAACUGGAUGAUGCAAAUGUAAUUGAAAGAUGCCCUGCAGAAGACAAUGUACCUAUUGUUGAUGAGCAAUUAAAUAAUUCACAAAAUGAGCAAAUAACGAAAAAUGAUAGUAAUGAUGAAUUAUCUCCGGAAGAUAAAGUAAAUAAAAUUGUAUCUGAUGACGAAAAAUUACCUGAAGUAGAAGAUGUAGAUGUAACUAUUGAUAAGGAAAUGGCAGUUAUUUUAAAAGAACAUGAAACAAAUAAGGAAAUACCAUCAGAUGACUAUGAAGUAAGUAAAAUAGCAUCAGAUAGUUCUAAAAUAAUGGAAGGAAAUACUGUAGAAGCCAAUCCAUCAUCUAUCGAAAAAUUAGAGGACACAGUAACAAAUCAAAUAGAUAACGAAAAAAACAAUAAAAUACUUUCAAAAAGUAAAGAUAAUCUAAUUGUGUUGGACGAUAAAAAAAAUAUUGAACAAAAAUGGCUAGGAGAGAACAGAACAAAUGUUGAUAAAAAAGUGGAGUGCGAGUUAAAAGAGCAUAUAAACAAUAAAUCAAGAGAUAAAAUAUCCUUAGACAGUAAUAAGGAAAAUAAAAUUGAAUUGGAAGGCGAGAAACAGAUUGAAAGAGAGAAUACAGAAGGCAGUGAAAGUAUAAAAACAGUCACUACUAACUGUGAAAAUCCUGAAAAACAAAAUGAUUCUUAUAUGGAAAUAGAUAGUGAAAAUGAGAACGAUAAUAAAAUUGCAUCUGAUGAAAAGAGAAAUGAAGAAUUUGUAAUGGAAAUUAACAACGUGCUUAGUACACAAACUUGUGAUAAAGAUAUUGAAGUAAUUUGUACAGAUAAAAGAAAACAGAGUAUGGAAAAUGUAGAAAUCAAGAAUAAUAGUAUUAAAAAGAAACAAUUAAAUGAUGUGUCAGAUACAGAAAUUGAGGAAUCAAAUAUAGUCAGUAAUUUAGGGCAAGAUACAUCAAAUGUGGAUGAAAUUGAUCUUGUAAAGACUCCUGAGCCAACAAUAAUUAAAAAACAAAGGGAACCAAUGGAGGAAACUAGUACUAGGUCAUCAAUAUUGAAGUUAUCGAAUACCCUUAAUAUCCUAUCGGAUGAAGAGGAUGACCCUCCUGAAAUAACAGAACAAAAUAAUAUUGGGGGAAUUUCUACUGAAAAACAGUGCAUUAAUAUUGAUGAUGAUGAUGACAUUAUGCUAAUAGAUGAAGAUAUAAAUAGUAAAGAAAUCAAAAAUGAAACAAUAAAACCUGCAAUAAUAAUGGCUCAAGUUAAAGUAAACUCUGAUUUUCAUGACACAUUGAAUAAAUCUGAAUUGGAAAAAACAUGUUCUUCUGAAACUAUAAUAACAGAACAUGAACCUAUUGAGAAUUUGGAAGAGAAAAAAACUGAAGACAUUAGUCAACAACAAGGUUCUGAAAAAACUAGCAAUAUUACUGAAGUUGUAGAUAACCCCGACGAAGAUAAACCCCUAGUUCCAGAUAAUUUUCUAAAGUCAUAUAAAAAAAGCUUAAGUGAUAUGACAAGAGAGGACUUAGAAGAAUUUUGUGUAUUAAAAAUUGUUGAAAGCAUUGUAGACAGAAGUAACUUAAGUGAAAUUAAAGUAAAAUUAAAAUCAUUGGCUCAAAAUGUAGAAGAGUAUAAAAAAAAGGCUAUGAUGUUAACAAAACAAAAUCGUGAUCUUCAAUUAGUAUUAAAAUCUGUUCAAGAAGAACAAAAGAAACGAGAGGACACUGUUAUAACACCCUUAAAAAUAACGCGGUCAGUUGGUAUGCAAGUUUUAAUGACGGAAAAACCAGGCAUUAAAAGAAAACCGCUUCCCUCAUCAGCAGCAACUCCUAAUAAUAGUAACAGCCCUAACACCAGAUCAAGCCGACCUCCCGGUUUAAGUCCAAGAACUAUAAAACCCAUUCCACCUCUACAAAUACCUGUCCCAAGACUUGUGCCAGCUUCAAACAGCACUGUCAUGAAAACCCCUGUACCUAUAUCCCAGGGUACAUCAAAAGUUCCGGUACCUCCAUUGAACGGUAUUAAAAAUUCUCCACCAGCACAAAAAGCUGAGAAACGGCCACAUAACAAAGUACAAAUGUCAGUUACUGUAGACUUGACUGAUGAUGAGCCACCAUCUAAAAUACCAACUAGAAAUUCUCCAGCACCACCAGUACGAUUGGUGCCAUCUCAAAAUCUUAUGGCUCCACAAAGACAACAGUUGUCUCAAAACACUCCUAGGAAAGUAUAUAUACCCAUUAGUGGUCCACAAGGGAACCUUAGACCAGGCCAGACAAUCAUGCUAAAGUCAGCGCCAACACAAAAUCUAAGACCAAGGACUCCAACACCUCAGUUAGCAAGAAUGCCACAUAACCAAGUUAGGAUGUCCAGAGUACAAAGCAAGCAUCCAGCUCCUCUCCCUGAUGCUAUGAAGCAAUACCAGCCUCCGCAUUGGAAGUCUUUGCCGCCAGCGCCUGAUCUCAAAUUAUCGAAAGUGGAGAAUGGAAUAGUAAUAUCAUGGAAAAUUGAAGGUUAUUUAGAAGAUAGUUAUGAAGACAUUGCUAGUUAUCAACUAUAUGCCUAUCAAGAAACUUCAUCGCCUCCUAGUUCUGCAUUAUGGAAAAAAAUUGGUGAUGUCAAAGCACUUCCUUUACCAAUGGCGUGUACCUUAACUCAGUUUAUGGCAGGUUUCAAAUACUAUUUUGCUGUAAGGGCUGUUGACAUUAGAUCUCGUCUAGGUCCUUUUAGUAUACCGGGAAGUAUACUUCUCUUGAAUAAAAUGUAAGACUGAUGUUUUUUUAUUAUAAUUGACUGGUUAAUAUGGGUGCCUACAAUGUUAUACAUUGUGGCGUAAAUGUAGGAUGCAAGUGAGAAAUUAUAAUUUAGUUAUUUAUUUUAUAUUGUGUACAGAGCAUGAUUCUCAUAGUUGUAUUUUAUGACUUAAGUCUUAUUUUUAAUUAUUGCUGUUGUAAAAAUUGUUCAUUAUCCGUGCAAAUAUGAUAAUGACAUGUUAGAUACCUACAUAGCAAGAAAAUGUAAAUAGCUAGCUGAAUUAGAAAAUUUAAAGUAGGUAAUCACAUGGAUAAUUCUAUUAGUAAAAAGAAGUUUGUAUAAUCUUUCGAUAGAAUCAGACCCGAUUGAUUACAAGACAAAUCAAUGUUAUUUUAAAUAUAGACUGAUUGGACAAAACGUUAUUUUAUAUUUUUAUAACAGUUACAAUAAUAGUAUGCGUUGAUACGUAUUUUUCUUCAGUUCAUAUAUACUUCAGAUUACCAAAAAAUAAAAUAUAUCCAGUAACUGUCAUUUGGUAAAUUUUAAAUAAAAAGUGACUAUUACAUUUA